CAGGCACCCUGCAACAGCCGUUUCCCGACCUCAGCCCCCUACUCCUGGUUCUGCAGCCCAAGGUCAGCUCAGGCCAGCUCCCACUUUAUGAAGUUUUGGGGAAAUUCCCCAAGUCUGGCUGUCAAGUAUUUCACAGCUGCUGUGCUGGGAGCUGGGAGGACUCACAGAUGAACCCCACACAACUCCUCCUCCUCAGAGGUUCCUAGGAGAGCAGAGGGCCUCUUGCAGCAGGAAAGACUGAAAGAAGAGGAUUCUAGGAAAUGAGGCAAAGGCUACAGUGACCCCAAGAUCCAUCGGCUGGAAGGAGAGGGCAGGACAGCCCCUUCUUCUCAGCCUUUCUGCUGCCUGCUCCAGCACCCAUUUCAGAAAGUCAGGCAGGAAGUAGGGUCCCCACUACCCAUGAUGCAGCUCCCAGGCUCUAGAAGAAGACAGCUCUGUGGGACAGGGGAACUGGGACCAAUUAUACUGCCCCAAAUGCCAGAUAUCAAGAAAACUCUGCCCGCCUGGACCUUCUCCUGUGUCCCCCCACCCCAGCAGAAUCCCCAGGACCUGUGCACACAGGGGCUCAGGCCUUACCUGCCACACGGCCUGUCAAUCAGGGCACCAGUCAUUACACUAUCAGCUCUCUGUGGCCAGGCUUCUGGUCUUGUCAUUUCUUACAUCUCUUGACAUAUGCAAGCAGCACCGACUUUUUCACAUUUGCUGAAUGUAUGCAAGGAAGAGGGCAGCUCCCUCGCUCAAGAGCGAGUGGCCAGAGGACCCACAAGACCAGAAGAAAAUUUCUGGCCAUUCAGCAUGGUGUCCCAGGGAUCCUCGCCUUCUCUCCUGGAGGCCCUGAGCAGCGACUUCCUGGCCUGUAAAAUCUGCCUGGAGCAGCUGCGGGUGCCCAAAACCUUGCCUUGCCUGCAUACCUAUUGCCAGGACUGCCUAGCCCAGCUGGCUGACGGCGGCCACCUUCGAUGCCCCGAGUGCCGCGAGAAGGUACCCGUGCCGCCAGCAGGCGUGGCUGCCUUCAAGACCAACUUCUUUGUCAAUGGGCUCCUGGAUUUAGUGAAGGCUCGGGCCGGUGGAGACCUGCGCGCAGGGAAGCCGGCCUGUGCCCUGUGCCCCCUGAUGGGGGGUGCCAGUGCUGGGGGUCCAGCCACAGCCCGGUGCCUAGACUGUGCUGAUGACUUGUGCCAGGCCUGUGCCGACGGGCACCGCUGCACCCGGCAGACGCACACCCACCGAGUGGUGGACCUGGUGGGCUACAGGGCAGGGCUGUAUGACGAGGAGGCCCGGGAGCGCCAGGCAGCCCAGUGUCCCCAGCACCCGGGGGAGGCCCUGCGAUUCCUGUGCCAGCCCUGCUCCCAGCUACUGUGCCGUGAGUGUCGCCUGGACCCCCACCUGGACCACCCCUGCCUGCCCCUGGCUGAAGCUGUGCGUGCCCGGAGACCGGGCCUUGAGGAGCUACUGGCAGGUGUGGACAAGAACAUGGCUGAGCUAGAGGCCGCCCGGAUGGCGGAAAAGGAAGCCUUAGCCUGCCUGCGGGAGCAGGUGGCCAGGGUGGGGUCACAAGUGGAAGAGGCUGCUGAGAGGGUUCUCCGAGCCCUCCUGGCCCAGAAGAAGGAGGUGCAGGGGCAGCUACGGGCCCACAUGGAAGCUGCAGAGGAGGCUGCUCGGGAGAGGCUGGGGGAGCUGGAGAGCCGGGAGCAGGUGGCCAGGGCGGCAGCUGCCUUUGCCCGUCGGGUGCUCAGCCUGGGCCGUGAGGCCGAGAUUCUGUCUCUGGAGGGGGCAAUUGCCCAGAGGCUCCAGCAGCUGCAGGGGUUUCCCUGGAUGCCUGGACCAUCCCCCUGUCUGUUGCCCCAGCUGGAGCUUCAUCCUGGGCUCCAGGACAAGAACUGCCACCUGCUAUGGCUCUCCUUUGAGAAGCAGCAGCCCCAAAAGGACAGUGGAAAAGAUGGAGCUGGAAGCCAGGAAGGCGAGGAAACCCAGAACCGCAGAGAGGAUGGAGCCCGGGCCCCAAAGGAGGACAGAACCCCAGUGCCACAGAAAGAUGGAAGCCAGACCCCAAAUGUGGAGAGAGCCCAGACCCCAAAAGAGGGCAGAUCCCAGAUGCCCCAAGAAGACGGGGGAGCCCAGACUGGCGGCAGGUCCAACAAGAAGAGGAAGUUCAAAGGCAGGCUCAAGUCAAUUUCCCGGGAGCCCAGCCCAGCACCUGGACCAAACCUGGAGGACUCGGGCCUCCUCCCCAAGCCCAUCUUUUCCUGCAGCUUUCCCACGCGGAUGCCUGGUGACAAGCGGUCUCCCCGGAUCACUGGGCUCUGUCCCUUUGGCCCCCGGGAGAUCCUGGUGGCAGAUGAGCAGAACAGGGCUCUGAAGCGCUUCUCCCUUAAUGGUGACUACAAAGGCGCCGUGCCUGUCCCCGAGGGCUGCUCCCCGUGCAGCGUGGCGGCCUUGCAGGGUGCGGUGGCCUUCUCGGCCGGGGCUCGGCUCUACCUCAUCAGCCCUGACGGGGAGGUGCAGUGGCGCCGAGCCCUGAGCCUCUCCCAGGCCAGCCACGCUGUGGCUGCAAUGCCGAGCGGGGACCGGGUGGCUGUCAGCGUGUCGGGUCACGUGGAGGUGUAUAACAUGGAAGGCAGCCUGGCCACCCGCUUUAUCCCCGGGGGCAAGGCCAACCGGGGCCUUCGGGCACUGGUGUUCCUGACCACCAGCCCCCAGGGCAAUUUUGUGGGGUCGGAUUGGCAGCAGAAUAGCGUGGUGGUCUGUGAUGGGCUGGGCCAGGUCAUUGGGGAGUAUGGAGGACCAGGCUUGCACGGCUGCCAGCCGGGCUCUGUGUCUGUGGAUAAGAAGGGCUACAUUUUUUUGACCUUGCGAGAGGUCAACAAGGUGGUGAUCCUGGACCCAAAGGGGUCACUACUAGGUGACUUCCUGACAGCCUAUCACGGCCUGGAAAAGCCCCGGGUGACCACCAUGGUGGACGGCAGGUACCUGGUCGUGUCCCUCAGUAACGGGACCAUCCACAUCUUCCGGGUCCGUUCUCCUGACAGUUAAAGGGCUGGGACUGGGUGGGACUGGGGAGGGAGUGGGGAGGGAGUGGGGCAGGAGGAGGGAGGCAGGGUUGCCAUGCGGUAUGGUAGACUAGGGCAUUUUCCCUGAGGGCAGGUGUUGGCAGCCUUUCAGUGUGACAUGCCACACUGCCAGCCCCUUUUUGGGUGGGCAGAGGUAGGGACCGAGGGUUGCGGCAUGACCAUAGCCCUCACAGGCAAAGGAGGACAGCUGGCAGGGUGCUGGGAGUUGACCGCACCUCUUGCUUUUUGGUGGGUGACUGCUCCCACCAUUGCCGCCAGCCCUUCUGCUACUGUCCUUAGAGUUUAAGUCUCUGAGAUUUGUAAGCUGGUCCUAAUUUGUGUUCUUCAAAACCAUUCCUGGUGGAGGAGCCGGCAAGAGUCUUGAGCAGGUGGGUGGGCCGGAGUCCCCCGAGCCCAGAAGGGCUCAGGGUAUGUCGGGCACAUGCCUUCCGGGGGAGCUGAGAGCUGGCUUUCCUCAGGUUGGAACAGGGACACACGCCAGGUCAGAAGAGGCCUGGGAUCUCGAAAUGUCAGUUAAUGGCAUCUUCCACCAGCCGCGGCCAGGAAGUAUACAGGCUUCUCUGAUAAUGGCGCCCCCAGUGCAGUAUGGGGUGGGGGACCAAGUACAGAUGCCAGCUGAGGUCAAGGUCUCAGGGUCUCUGGCAGGGCCAGAGUCUAACGCACAGGGUUCUGAGCGUGAGAGAAGGGGGACCCCCUGGAGCCCCACCACCUCCAAGCCCAGACCUGUGUAGGCUGUAAAAUCCUUUCUGUAUUGAUAUCUGUACAUCCAUACCUGGAGUCUAUUUUUAGUUUCCUCUUAGUUUUCCAACAGAGUUCCUUUUGAGCAAUUUUGGCUCUCAUUGGGCUGAACUAAGGGGUGAAGGCAUGUGUCCUUCGGUAGGCCACUGCUGCUGGGGAAAACAGCCUCGCCCUGGAGGCCAGUAAGGGAUUGGGAGACAGAACAGCUGGGAAACCUAAGAAGUUGGUAGUGGGGCUGGGAAGGUGAAGGAGUAGAAACCGGAGGGAAGGACCUAGCUGGAGGUGAGUCACCACCCUGGUCCUUUGCACAGGCCGUUGCGGUGGUGGAGCCGAAGCGGACGUGUUUAGCCGGGGCUGUCGAGAGAAGACCUAAGGGAGUCGAAACGUGGGGAUUGUGGACAAUGGAGUGUUCGUGAGAACCAGAGUAAUUUUGGACAAGGCCAAGUAGAAAUCGCAGGGCAUUAGGGGUGGGGAAAAGAAAAUCCUUUUUCUGGGGAGAUUAUUGCUAGUUUAUGGAAGCGAUAGGGGAAAUGUCAAGUGGGCAGAUUCAAUUAUAUAAAAAUUUGAGAUGUAUACACAGCAAGGAAUAAUGAAGAUUAAAAAAACCCAAUAAGAUGAGAAAGCCACGUAAUUGACCUGAGUGAGAGCAGGGCCUCCACAGAUGGUGCAGCGAUGAAGAUUCCACACUUGGUCAGGGGCCUGGACAGGCUGUGCACCGGGAGGAGGUGCUCACGGGCCUGGGCGACUAAGCGAAAAGAUUUUAACAAGUCAGCCACUUUCAUGUGUCGAAAAUGCAUUUUUAAAAUAUGUCGUGGAGAAAUAGACUCCUGGCACUGUAAAACAUUGCUUCCUGGAGAGAAAUUUGGGAAUACUCGGCAAGAGUAUAAAAAAAAAAAGACUGUACUCAGUUAUCUCACUUUGGGGAAUACAUUCUGGGAAAGUAAUUCAGAAAAAAAAAAGUCUUUGCUCAGAGACAUUUGUGGCCACCCUAUAAAUCAGAGCCUUGACUGGAAACCGCUCAGCCGUGGGGGGACAGCUAAGUAGAUUGUGGUCGGUUAGGAAGAUGAGCUACUGCCUCCAUGCAUGAUAACUAUGAAAACUAUUUACAAGAAUAUGUUAUGUGAUGCAAUCAUAAGCGAAACAAAGAAGAGAGUUUGGAUCAUGAUCACAUGACGGUAGCAAUAUGGUGAAAGUGCGUCUGAUUCAUUAGUGAGUGGAAAUAGGUUCAAAACGUGUAAAUAGUGAUUUGGGAGAUUGGGUCCUUUCUGCGUUAUUUCAUGCUGUUAUUCAUAUAUGCACAUUUUUACUUAGUUAUUGUUGUCCAUUAAGUAACAUGUAUGCUUGACUAUUUACUUAAAAAACACAACUCUAUAAAUGAUAUUUAAGAGCAGCUAGGGACUGGAUUUGCAGGGGUCUAGCUGGUGACUGAGCAAGGAACUCCCCCUGGGAAGGUUGACAGAGGGUAGGCGGCCCCCCCCAGGUGAGGGGAUCGUGUCGUCGUGUUUGGAAGGCAGAGGAAGGUCUAGUUGACUUUGCCAACUAACUCAGACCAACCGGAAACCAGGCAGUGGUUCUAAAGGACCAACUCGUGUCGUGUAGCCAUGAGUGGCUCUGGUGGGGAGGGUGUGUCUUUGCAGCCUUGUCUGCAGGUUUAACAAAAAGGUGGCUCAUAGCUGGUGCUUGGUUAAACGUGUGUGAAAUGAGUAUCUGUGAAAAGGGAUGGGACGGUGGUAAGACUCCGGAGAUUUGCCACCUUAAAUGCUGUAACCCCAUCCAACCAAGUUGUCCAAAACCUUGGCUUAUGGGAAAUCUUCAGCAGGGGGACACUGUGGACACUGUCCACCAUGUGCUUCCCAGGGGGUGGCUCAGCUCCCAGUCAGAAAAGAGAUGAGAUUGGGCUGUCCUGCUUAUUACGUAUGUGGAGGGUCCCGAGGGACCACAUACCUUCGGGCUGACAGAGCGGCUCUGCAGAGCUGUACAGGAACCGUAUGCCGCGGGCCUGGCUGGUGAAAUGGCUCCAGCCAGUGCCUCUCCCAGGAGCAAAGCAGGAAUUCUGACCUUUAGAAAGGAAAUGUCACCUGACUGCAAGAAGAAAGUCUCACUGGUGCAAGAGUUCUUGGUAAACUACCGAUCUUGAGAAGUCAGGAACGUUGUGAGAUUCGUGCCACCCCACCCCCACCCUGCAUUGGACCAUGACAAUUAACUUGAUCAAUUAUUCCCUUUCCUGUUUGGAACUUUCUAGAUUGUGCACGUACUGGUGAAAGGAGAAUGCCAUUCAUUCAGGUAGGGAGAAGGGGAGCAGAAAACCUCUUUCACAGUCUUUGCACUUAAAAAAGUGGAUGAGGAAGCAGAGAACUGGGUUGAGUGCUGGCUCUUCCACUCAGCGUUCUCUUGGGCUCGCUCCCUGACCUCUCCGAACCUCAGUUUCUACAUUAGUAAAAUGGGGAUAAUGAUAUCCACCAUGCCCAGCUCACAGGGUUGUUGUGAGGCCUGGGUGAGAAGUAGAGAAAAGGAUAUUGUAUUUUAUAUGCCAUAAAGCUCAAAUCCUAGGUAUUGAUUGGAAAAAAUUUCAACCGACAUGUCCUAACUUAAUACUGUUCUGUCAGUGUAAGCUUGAAUGGGGCAUUGUGUGCACUACUGCGAGGUGAAAGCUCCCGAACAUCUGGGUAGAGCUGUUCUCUGCUUCUCCUUUGAGAAGGUUAUUUUACAUUCCAGCUGUUAUUUGAAGAUGCCAUAUACUAUGACAACUGUGACUGUUGGAGGAGAAGGGACCAAUGGCCAGCUUGCCAAGAUGGAAUGCUAUUCCUAAAAGCCAGCUGAGAAUCAGACUUUACAAAUGAAGGACUGAUAACCUUUGACUUUGAGAAGUUCAAAAUGGUGAGAGUGGCCAAAUCUCUUGAUAAUUUAGAGAAAAUAUAAUUCGGGAGGGAAUAGCUCUCCUUUUACUGUAGUCUUAUUAUCACUAUGUCUAUAAAGCUAUGCUAUAUAAUAAAUCUACAGACGUAAGAUUUCACAGGGGCAGAAAUCCAAGAGGGAAGUCUGAAAUCUUCCAGGGAAAUUGAUGAGGUUGGUGACCUGAACUGGGUAGGGUUCAAAGUUGGGUGCCUGGCCGUCUCUCCUGGUGAGUCAGCUGGAAACUCGAGUUAUCCCAUAAAUUAAGUGGGAGACUGGUCAGGGCACGGAGUUCUGUUUUGGGGAGAAUGCUGGGGCGGGGAUCUGCCAGAGAGCACUCAAGAAAACGUCCCUAGCAAGAGAAAGACCCAGUUCCGACGCGGGCUUAGAAAGAUUGGUAACUUGACCAGAGGUAGUAGAACCAUCUGGUUUGUGAAUAUAGUUUAAUUAAAUGGAUCAGGACAAGAGCAAAAAAUUAUUUUUGAGGGACCACAGAUGCCUUUGGUUAGAGGAUGCCUUUUGCAGCAGGGUUGGUAUGGACCUCCCUUGAAGCGUUAGGUGAGGAAUCUUUGGGACCAAAUAGAGAAGGGCCUGUGUGUAGAGGCAAACAGGAAGUAGGUGUGGGGAGGUUUUAGAAGACAGCCUGACUUGUUUCAGGAGAAAGUUAGAACUGCUUGGCUCAGGAGCCAAGAGAGACAGGGUUGAAAAUGGAAUUGGGGUCUUGGUAUCCAUGGUGUCAGCCCAGUAAAUUUCUCUUAGUUGCAAUGGGCUGAAAAAUCUGUUGUAAACUCUUAUUCCUUCGAUUGUGUACUUUGUAUCUUUCUUCUGUUUUCUUAAUAAAUUCUUUUUAAAAAUUUGA
Messenger RNA from Phyllostomus discolor (pale spear-nosed bat), 7560 nucleotides. RefSeq names its product tripartite motif containing 56 (gene TRIM56). Lineage: Eukaryota; Metazoa; Chordata; Mammalia; Chiroptera; Phyllostomidae. Gene Ontology annotation, molecular function: ubiquitin-protein transferase activity; zinc ion binding. Gene Ontology annotation, cellular component: chromatin; nucleoplasm. The record is from RefSeq and is a predicted model, not a curated record. Gene Ontology annotation, biological process: innate immune response; positive regulation of DNA-templated transcription. The transcript is spliced from 3 exons. The coding region runs from base 673 to 3033 and encodes 786 amino acids.